AACUUCCUUCUAUAUCUCACUCACCAACUAUAUAUUCACUAACAAAUAUCCCUUUCUUCUCUUCACUCACAACAAAUUCUUCAUAUAUACAACUAUAGUAAUGGCACUUGAAGCUUUGAAUUCAUGGACCAAAGGCAAGAUUAGAUCGAAACGAUCGCGUAGCAUCGUCAUGGAGGAGCAACCAUCAAUUAUUACCGAAGAAGAGUACUUAGCUCUGUGUCUACUCAUGCUCGCACGCAGCAAUAACAAUAACAGUAACAGUAACGUUUCUAUUACUGGUGACAAUUUGUACAAGUGUUCAGUUUGUGGUAAGUGUUUUGGAUCUUAUCAAGCUUUAGGAGGACACAAAGCUAGUCAUCGUAGUAACAGAGAUAAAGUCUGCGAACAAUCUGUGAUCGUCACGUCAGGUAAUGUGGUUAGUGGAAGGACUCAUGAGUGUACCAUUUGCCACAAGACUUUUCCAAGUGGACAAGCUUUGGGUGGUCACAAAAGGCGACACUAUGAAGGGAAGAUGACGUCAUCAUCAUCGUCGAACGGUGUGGGGUCGGUCAACAACUUUGACUUGAAUAUUCCGGUGUUACCAGAUAAUUGGCCGGGUUUUGCCUCGGGCGAAGAUGAGGUGGAAAGUCCUCAUCCAACUAAGAAAUUAAAACAAUUUCCUUCACUUGAAUUAUUUCAAACAACAAUAGGACACACUUUGUAAAAGUGAUUACUUGAUUAUUUCAUUCAUUUGAUUUAUUCUUUUAAAAAAAUUACUAUUAUUAUUUUGCCUUUGA
This is a messenger RNA of Solanum lycopersicum (tomato), 776 nucleotides long. Its product is annotated as zinc finger protein ZAT10-like. Gene Ontology annotation, molecular function: transcription cis-regulatory region binding; DNA-binding transcription factor activity. Gene Ontology annotation, cellular component: nucleus. The record is from RefSeq and is a predicted model, not a curated record. NCBI's taxonomy places the organism in Eukaryota, Viridiplantae, Streptophyta, Magnoliopsida, Solanales, Solanaceae. Gene Ontology annotation, biological process: regulation of DNA-templated transcription.